Poecilia reticulata (guppy) is the source of this 1207-nucleotide messenger RNA. RefSeq names its product complement C1q tumor necrosis factor-related protein 3-like. Lineage: Eukaryota; Metazoa; Chordata; Actinopteri; Cyprinodontiformes; Poeciliidae. The record is from RefSeq and is a predicted model, not a curated record. Gene Ontology annotation, molecular function: protein binding.
AAAGUAAACACAACAUGAUUUCUCAGUAGUUAACCAUUAAUCAGAGAUUCAGAAGCUUUAUAAAAACACCAAACAGCAUCAAGUCAGAGAACUAGAGGCAGUGUAACAGAACCAGGAUGACUUUCACUCUGUGGUUGUUACUGUGGUUCUGUGGUUUAACUUUGGCCCAGGAUGGUUUACCUCAAACAGAAGUCGCUACUGAAACUGGGUCAUGCUUUCCUGAUAUGUGUAAGUUCCUCAAAGAGUUUGGAGCCAUGAAAGAGAAACAAGAAGCCAUGGAAACGAGACAGAAGGAGACUGAAAACCAGGUUCUAGAACUGAAGAAGAAAGAAGUGUCCAACAUAGCAUUUAGUGCUGCAGCUGGUGGCAGUGGACACAUUGGACCCCUCAGCAUAGACACAACAUUAAUCUACAGAAGAGUAAUAAUCAAUGUGGGCAAUGCCUACAAUCAGCACACAGGUAUAUUUGCUGCACCAGUUCCAGGCAUAUACUACUUCACCUUCUUUUGUCAUGCCGGAGGAUCACAAGUUGUGAGUCUAGCCCUGAUGAAGAACAAUGAGGUUGUUGUGACUGUCUAUGACCACAAAACAUCAUAUGAUGGGGCUGAUAAUGGAGGCAAUGCAGCUUUCCUGCAACUGCAGCAAGGAGACCACGUGUACAUCAGGUUGGGUGCGAACAGUCAUGUCUGGCAGAACGAUCACAUCACCACUUUCAGUGGCAUUCUUCUGCGUCAACUCUGAAAUAAACUAUAUAAGCUAUGCUACUAUACACUUAACGUAUAAGCUUUAUAAGAGAUUUCUUGUCUCCAAACUAAAUUUUCUAUCUUAAUAACCCUCGAGUCAUUUAUUGUAUGUGCACACAUCGGAAUUAAUCAAGAAUUCAAAUUGUACCUGAUGAAGAAUGAUCUUGGAAUAAUUUCUGCAAUAAACCAUUCCAGUUUACAAUUUUUCUUUUUUACUUCUGAUUUUCAGUUGUAAAUUCUGACAUUUUAAAGAACGGUAGAGAAAGCAAAAGAAUGUCUACAACACUUUUUAUUAGAAGAAUUUGUAAAUGGAUCUGAUUGUACUUGUAUAUGUUUUUUUAAGGCUUCAGUGGUUAAGAUAAGAAAAAAAAGGCCCGCAAUCAAUGUGGUGUCUCUUAAAUGACUAAAUUAUUUACGGACAAAAAUCUUUGUGUCACAAGAACUUAUAAUUAAACACAUUCUGAA